GGAGAAGCAACAUGGGAGAGCUUCGCAUCCACUCCGUUCUGGUGACUGGGGCCAACCGGGGAAUCGGCCUGGGGCUUGUCCGGCAUUUCCUGGGGAUGCCAAAUCCACCCAAGUGGGUCUUUGCGGCUUGUCGGGACCCCAAGGGACAGCGAGCGCAGGAGCUACAGAAUUUGGCCUCCAAGCACCCCAACCUGGUCAUCAUUCCACUCGAAGUCACGGAUACCGCCAGCAUCAAGGCAGCUGCAGACAGAGUUGGGGAGCACCUGGGGGGCUCAGGACUGACCCUCCUCAUCAACAACGCUGGGAUUGCAAAGCCAAACUCACUUGAUAAUGAGACACUGGAGGACAUGACCCAGGUGUACACCACCAACACGGUUGGGCCCCUGCUGCUGGGCCAGGCAUUCCUGCCCUUGCUGAAGAAAGCUGCUCAGGGGAGCCCAGGCUCAGCACUGAGCUGCAGCAAGGCAGCCAUCAUCAACAUGUCCAGCUCUGCGGGCUCCAUUGAGGAUCCUUAUUUAUGGAAUUAUGGACAAGCUGUCUCGUACCGCUGCAGUAAGGCUGCUCUGAACAUGCUGACCAAGUGCCAGUCCCUGGGCUACCGGCAGCAUGGCGUCCUCUGCGUUGCUCUCCACCCUGGCUGGGUGCAAACCAACAUGGGGGGCACAGCAUCACAAAAGCCCCCUGUGACAGUGGAGGAGAGCGUGGGAGGGAUGCUGAAGGUGCUCUCCUCCCUCUCUGAGAAGGAGACUGGGACCUUCUUGGACUGGAAGGGGAAAGUUGUGCCCUGGUAAGAUAUCAGCAGGUCCCUUUUCUGAUGCACCAAAUUGUCCCUGUGUCUUAAUAAAUUUGUGUCUGUAAACAAUAAAUAGCACUGUUUGAGCCUUCCUCUUGAACUCCUUUUAACUAUUAUUGUGAGAGUAU
Messenger RNA from Athene cunicularia (burrowing owl), 921 nucleotides. RefSeq names its product C-factor-like. Lineage: Eukaryota; Metazoa; Chordata; Aves; Strigiformes; Strigidae. The coding region runs from base 12 to 791 and encodes 259 amino acids. The record is from RefSeq and is a predicted model, not a curated record. The transcript is spliced from 6 exons.